Molecule: messenger RNA, 1149 nt
Organism: Paracoccidioides brasiliensis Pb18
Exons: 3
Coding region: 1-1149 (382 amino acids)
Molecular function (GO): monooxygenase activity; oxidoreductase activity, acting on paired donors, with incorporation or reduction of molecular oxygen; heme binding
Source: RefSeq, a predicted model, not a curated record
AUGGGCCGUUUGGGUGUUUUCAACACACAGGAUCCAGUAGCUCACAAGGAGCGGCGGAGGUUAUUGAACCACGCUUUUUCACAACACCAUGUCAAUGGUAUGGAGCCAGCUUUUCAAAAUUCGGUGCGGAAGCUGGUAGCCAGGAUAGAGCAGCAGAAAGGAAAGGCUUUGGACGUAAAACAUUGGUUCAAGAUGUACACACUGGAUAACGCGGGCGAAGCUUUCCUCGGAACAUCCUUUGGAGGGCUAGAUUCGGACGAGUCACCACAAUAUGUGAAAGAUUUUGAUUUGUUUUUGAUUUCGUGGACUUUUAAAGUAACUUUUCCGAUGCUCUCUUGGUUGCUGCAGAGAAUACCCCACCCAAAGAUUCAGUUUAUCUUUGGCACAGACCUUCGAAUAUAUCAGUAUGGAAUCGAUCGUUUUAACGAAUACAUCCAGACAUAUGGACGUGCGUCACAAAGAAAAGAUCUUUUAACCAAGAUGAUUGGCCGUAGAGAAAACGAUCCGGAUGCCUUAGCUGACAGUGAGGUUGCUGUGGAAAUCAGUAACCUUGGCUUUGCGGCCACGGAUACCCUGGGGACCGCUCUGGUGUACCUUUUCUGGGAGCUCGCUCGGAAUCCGGCCCUAGCGAAAGGACUUCGCUCCGAGCUUGCUGAAAUUCCGCUAGUAGAUGGGGUAAUGCAACAUCAUAGGGUAUCGAGUCUCCCCUUCCUAGACGCUCUUAUAAUGGAGGUAUUACGAGCCUACCCACCUCUGCCAGCUGGACUCCCAAGGGAGCCCUCUGUGCAUGGGUUGAGCAUAGACGGCGUCUACAUCCCUCAAGGUACCGUUGUUUCAACGAAUACGUGGACCACGCAUCACAACCCAGAUUAUUUCCCGGACCCUGACAAGUUCGACCCGACCCGUUGGCUUGGAGGUAAUGUGUCCGAUGGGAUGAAGAAACUCUGGAUGCCAUUUUCCAAGGGCCCACGGAAUUGCAUGGGACAGGCCAUGGGGCUGUUUGAAAUGAAGAUAUUAGUCGCGACAUUGAUCAAGCAGUUUAACAUCAGCGUUGACGAUGCGAUGAGUGAUGACGGAAUGGAUGUUAUGGAUUAUUUUGUUCUCAUCCCCAAGGGGGGUAAAUGUCUUCUCAAAUUCACAUCGGUUUAA